AUGGCACAUAAAAAAGGUAGUGGAAGUACUAAGAAUGGACGUGAUUCUAAUUCUAAAAGAUUAGGUAUCAAAAAAUAUGGAGGCCAUAUAGUUAGAGUAGGUCAAAUAUUAGUACGUCAACGAGGUAGUGAAUUUAAAGCUGGCAACAAUGUUAAACAAGGAAAAGAUUAUACUUUAUUUGCUAUAGCAGACGGAGUGGUCAAAUUUGAAAGAACUAAUAAAAAAAAUAAAAAAAUUAGUGUAUAUUCAACAUAA
This is a messenger RNA of Chondrus crispus (carragheen), 255 nucleotides long. The record is from the annotation of a RefSeq genome assembly. Lineage: Eukaryota; Rhodophyta; Florideophyceae; Gigartinales; Gigartinaceae.